Messenger RNA from Sceloporus undulatus (fence lizard), 5432 nucleotides. RefSeq names its product tetraspanin 2 (gene TSPAN2). Gene Ontology annotation, cellular component: membrane. Lineage: Eukaryota; Metazoa; Chordata; Lepidosauria; Squamata; Phrynosomatidae. Bases 172 to 834 code for a protein of 220 amino acids. The record is from RefSeq and is a predicted model, not a curated record. The transcript is spliced from 8 exons.
UCCUCCCUCCUCUCCUCCUUCCUUCCCUCUCUUCUGGUGGAAAGCAGCAGCAAGGACAGCAGCAACAGCCGGCAAAAGCAGCCCCCCCUUCCCUGGGUUGGUGGCAAAGGCGCCUCUGGUCCCUUCCUCGCCCGGCUCCAGAAGGAGGAGAGAAGAAGCCCAGGAGCCGCCAUGGGUCGCGUCCAAGGAGGGAUGCGCUGCAUCAAGUUCUUGCUCUUCAUCUUCAACUUCAUCUUCUGGUUGGCAGGUUCAGCUGUCGUCGCAUUUGGGCUGUGGCUACGGUUUGGAGAUGUAAUAAGAGAUUUAGCAACUGAUGAAAAGUCCCCAGAAUACUUUUAUAUGGGACUCUAUGUGCUGGUGGGAGCCGGUGCCCUGAUGAUGGUAGUGGGAUUUUUUGGGUGCUGUGGAGCUGCACGGGAAUCUCAGUGUCUACUAGGAGCUUUUUUCACAUGUCUACUGGUGAUUUUUGCUGCUGAAGUCACUGCAGGAGUUUUCGCUUUUCUUGGCAAGAAAACAGCUAUCGAAGAGGUCCAGGCUAUCUAUGAGAAAGCUUAUGAAGACUAUAUCAGUGAUACGGGGAAGAACAAAACACUUAUCCAGUUCCACGAAGCACUUCAGUGCUGUGGGAAAGUCAGUGAAGUGCCAGUGAAAGCCACUUGUCCAAAAGAUAUUGAGCUGCCCAAAAACUGUCUGGUUCAAAUUGAAGCUCUCAUUGAUUCAAAGCUUCAUUUGCUUGGCAUUGUUGGGAUUGGAAUUGCUGGAAUCACAAUCUUUGGCAUGGUCUUCAGUAUGGUUCUCUGCUGUGCAAUCCGUAACACAAGAGACAUGCUCUAAAACUGUCACUGCAUAACGUUAUUUUUACCCCAGGGACUGGAAGGCCUCUGGACAGAACCCUGCAAGAAGUGCUUGCUUGCUCAGCUUAACAACUGUAAUCCAUUUUAAUUAGCGGUGUUAACCAACUGACAGAGAAAAAGGGAUGUUUAGUUAGCCUGAGAAAUUGCAUCAUUUGCAUUUUAUAAAAUUAAGACUGGGAAAUCUGAAGUGAGCAAGUAGACAAGCUUAACAAGGCAUUGCUGAAGGCAGUGGCAGCAUCUGAAACUAAAAUUUAUUUGGAAAUACGACUUUGCACAUGUGUGUGAGUGAACCGUGCCUGUAUCUCCACAUUCAAGUGCAUGUGUGUUUGUUUUGGCACACAAAUGCAUAUGGUGCAGCUGCACAGAUAUCUGUAUAUACAGUACUCUGUAUGACUGUAGGUAUGUUUUGUGGGUGAACAAUUUUGCAUGCAUAUUCCUGCAGUAUAUAUACACUGGGAUGCAGUAUACCCAAACUAAAGCCAUCUCCAAGUGGACUCCUCUUGGCCAAUAAUCUAUGGAGAAGCAAAUACAUUUCAACAAACAAAAAGGCCUAUCUGGCCUCUAUUCAGACUCAGCAAUGUCCAAAGGGAAUUUGAUGUAAUUAAUUGUGUUGAGGGUAAAUUGGCACAACACUAGCCUCUAUUCCUAAACAACUCUCCCCUUGGAAGAUUGUGUUAAUUUAUUUGCCAUGUUGUAUUGUUUUAAGAAAAGGGAUCCUAUAGGGAUCACUGGAGGCCCCAGGUCGACCUGCUGGCUAGCACAAAUAAUUGAUGCUAGGGCUACUGCAGGGCAUUUCAACUAAAUCAUAGUCACACCAACUCAUGUUAUUACUGCCCCAGCUGCAUUGUGGGUAAAACUGUAGAAAUUACACUGUAUGCUUGAAAUACCUCAGGAGUGAGUUUACAGUUUGCAUCUAUGCUUCAUAUUGUUUUUAUUUAUUUAUAUUGAAAUGAUCCUUGGGGAGAAAAAUAAUCUGACAGAAUUAAUCCAGCUAGCCAGAAUAAAGUCAUUUAUGGUGCAGUCCUAAUACGUUACAAUCAAGAGGAUCUUUCCAUUUACUUCAGUGGGAUGUACACCCUUGGAACUUUUAAAAACCUGUUAAUUUUUCUGAUAAUCUAUCUUUUUCAGAAUAGGAAUUUAGCUAACAACCCGCCUUGUUCCGGUCCAGUUUCCCCCCCCCCCCCCCCCAAUUAUGUUUUGUUUCAAAUGGGAACAGGCCAUCUAAAAGAAUGUUUUGUCAAAAGCGCACUAGUUUUCCUCAAGAAAUAUUGUAGUCCUUGUACAUGUUCCAUCAAAACAUAAACAUAUGAGACCUCAGGGAAAGCCUGCUAUAGCAAGGCCUUCAUUUGAAGUUCAGUGGGCACCCAAGUAUGUGUGUAUAUGUUUCAGAGAUGCAGAAGCUCCCAACUGUAUCCAGCCCAAUCCUUCCCUCCUCCCAAACAUAAAGGCACACACAUCUUAUCUCCCCAAAAGACCUUUGUUGUACACCUUAUUUGUUUCUGUAGUUUGACCUCCAUCAGAUAUCUGAACUCCCAAUAAUAUAUUUUAUAGAACAGUGGCUGAGCACAGCUUUACAAAGAGAUGCAUCUUGUGCUCAAUUCACCCUUCUUCCACAAGAGGGAUGUUUCAUACUGACAGCUUCUGAAGAUCCAGAUGAGGUGUGGUGUGUGUGUCCAAGAUAUUACUGUGAGCCUGAAUGAUUGAGCCAUGCCCUUAGUUUAUUCAGGAACUGGACUUUUCACAUCACAUAAAUAGGUCUUAGUUGAGAUUUGAUAGUGAAGAGGGCUCAGAAACAGCUGGGCAAAAUGUGUGUUAAGAGGGUCACCAUCGUUCAAAAGUCAGCAGCAGCAUAACUGUAUUUUAAAACAAAGGCUUUGGUUUCUACUGGAAUUUCUGUUGGUUUUCCACUUGAAAAGUACAUCAUCUUGAAAUUUUCAUUUUGGAAGAAAAUCAGGGGAACAAAAUUAAGAGUGGGAUAUAUGUUAGGUUGUUAAGUUCCAAAAGUAUCUAGCAUGCUUUUCUAUUCUAGUGUCUAGCAUUUCAUAUAAGAUCUAAAUUAUCUCCUCCAGUAAUUCUCAAAUGAAACUAAGCUCUUAUAUAAUUAAGAUUCAGAACAGAUACUGUCAAAAUCAGCCACUUCUGAGCCUUCCUACAAAGUAUCCAUUCCUACCAUCCCUGCUUCCUCCAUUAUCCAGAUCUAAUCUUUCUUUUGCCAUCCAACCCCACCAAAUAGGCACAGGGCCCAUCUAGUUGGAUUUCAUUUCAAACAAUUCCUAUUUUUAUGUACAUCUCCAUUGCCUUUCUAUUCUGUGAUGUUCCUUACCUGAUUUAGUACAUGAGACAGGUGAGAUGCUGACCUAAAUACAGAUUUAAAGGAAAGCUCUAAUCUGCUCUGUUCUGGCCGUUACAUUUCACCAUGAAAGGAGGAAAUACAUUCCCACUCAUACAUACACACACACACACUAGAAAAAGUUAAUGCCAUAGCAAAGACAUGGACAAUACCAGGAUAGAAAUGGCUGCAGGGCGGACUCUGAUUAGCUUUUGACAUUUCUAUGAAAUGACUGUGUCCUUUGCAGACCUCACCCCUGCCUGCUGAACUAAGCUGAUAACUAAGCUGUGGGUUGCAUUCCAAGGGUGGGGAUGUGGUAUCCACAUUGACAGAUGGGGCAAUGCGCACACCCACUGCUAGUGGAGUUGGAGCACCAGAGACACACACAUAUGCACAUAUACCAUUGUUUUAUUUAUUCAGAAGUCGAGUAAUGACAACAUAUUGGCCUUUGCCGCUUUCAUCAUUGAUUCCAUCAGAGUUGCUAAGCUUGGAGUAAUCACAUGUGCUUUCCCAAAUGUCUUCAGUUGUUGCUUAGUUUCGUCUUUAACUUUAAGUGCCUUUUUUUGGAAACAGGGCUGAGAACCAGUUCUAUAAAUAGACUUUUUAUUAAAUUCAAACUUGAACUGCAUUAUUUUCUAGUGAAUCCAAACUUUCCUCAAGUCUGUUCUGUUUAUUUCUAUGCAUAUAAUUUGUUUUACCUGUCCUGGAAUAAUCUGCUUUCCAGAAAUAGAAAAAGGAUUUGUUUGGAAUUACAAGUCAGAAUGGCACGAUGUGAUUAUAUCUCUACACUGUUUGUGUGUCUGAUAAAUCAUUAUAUACUGUCUGAUAGUGCCUUAAAAAUUACACAGUCGUAGCCUUUCCACCACAUCAGAAAUAGUUUCCAGUAAUACCAUAUUAGUGAAGAGUCCCUCGACUCUGAAUUACAUUUGAAGCACAUUGUACUGUACCUGGAAUAGCAGGAUUUGCUGGGAAGGUAUUUAGUACUGUCUGUCUUUUCUUAAAUUUUGCAUUUUUCUACAGGGUUUGACUAACUGUGUGAACUCAGUGAGCAUGCUAUUGAUCUUAUUUUAUUUCUUUUUUUAAAAAAAUAUAAAAUUUCCAAACAUUCUUCUAACCUUUAGAUUUAGCAUACUCAAGAAAAUCAUGCCAGGCUUUGCUAAAAGCAAUGCACUACACGUCCAAAUAAUUAUAACAGUUCACCUUCAAGUUUAUUAGAUUAGUCAUGAUGGUGAUAGGAAGCAUUGUGCCUACUGAAAAACUACUAUAUUAGUUUCCUGUGGGAUAUAAGCCCCCUUCCUUUUGCUGCUGCUUCUUUGGCUGAAGCCUGAGAUCUUCAGUUGGUUCCCCAAGUCUAGGGAAAUAUUUUGUAACAGGGAUUGAUUUUAAAAAUGGACGCCAUAAAGAUCUACUCAUAUCAAUUAACAGCAGUUUGAAGAAGAUGUGGAGGCAGUGGACAGAGUCCUUCCACACAUAUUCACAUCACUGUUAGUAGGGCAGUGCUCCCUCAGACUACCAAAUGGAGAAUAUGUAGUCUGCUUCCACACUAUGACCCUGCCAAGGAGUAUAAUGCCACCUUUGUGUAGUUGUACACAACUUGAGGACCCUUUUAAAUAUAUGUAAUAUGGUCUUAUUGGGAGGGCAAGCUUCUUUUUUGUCCCUUGUAAAGCCAUGAAUACUUUAUGUAGCUAAGAGAUGCUUUGUCCUGCUUAAUGUAAAUAUGGAUAUUUUCACUAACCAGAAGAAUGACCAUACAUAGUUCUGGAUCUUUCACUUUCUUCCAGUGGGUGACAAACAUACGGGAAUCAGGCUAAGGCUGACAGAAAGAGCAGCACAAAAUCACAAUGCCUCUUUGCAGUCCCUUUCCCCAUCACCAGUGGAAAUGAUUUUUUAAAAUGAAAAUAUGUUGCUUUCUGUUUUAAAAAUGUGCUAAACUCUUAUUUCCAACCCAUAAAACUUACAUGUUAGAGUUUGUGGGGAAAGAUCUCAUUACCUCCUCACAUGUUCCUAGAAGUGUAAAUAAAGAUAGUCCUUCCCAAUGUGUCUGACACCUGACAGCAUCACAUUUUUAUUAUGGAAAAUCAAGUAUGUUCACUACCAUUCUAGGCAUUUUCCCUGGCUGUAAAUGUUGUUAGUAGUUGGUCCAUUACUGAAACAUGUUCUAGUGUGGCCUGCUUUCUGAAUGCAUUUUUUAUCAGCCUUUGUUUAUUGAAGUUGACGCAAAAAUCUAAUAAACAUAAUCUGAUAUAAAA